CUUCGUUUGUUUUUGAAACAGACAACAUCGGUCGGUCCGUCAUGGCUCAGGAUCCGAAACCUCUCUAUUUUGCCGUGGGUCCUGGCCCCAACGAGAUAACCUGUCCCUAUUGCAGUACCAAGGCCAAGACCCGCGUGGUGCGUUCCUGGCUGCGUUGCUGCACGAAGAGACACCACUGUGGCGCCUGCGGGGAGUACCUGGGAGUAUACCGACGACCUCAGCUGUAGUUCAUCAUUGGAGAUGUCAUCCGAUCAAUUUAUCAUCACAAAGAAUUUGGCAAAAUUAAGUGUAUUUUUAUUAUUAUUUCUGAAAAAAAUAUGAAAAAUAAAAGUUAUAUUAGUUUUUAA
Drosophila eugracilis is the source of this 347-nucleotide messenger RNA. RefSeq lists its product as uncharacterized. The coding region runs from base 42 to 227 and encodes 61 amino acids. The transcript has a single exon. Lineage: Eukaryota; Metazoa; Arthropoda; Insecta; Diptera; Drosophilidae. The record is from RefSeq and is a predicted model, not a curated record.